AUGCAGUGCGACUCUAGGGACGGAGUCUCACUAUUCGAUCACACGUCCGGCAUCUCUCUUGCACCUGCUGCCGAAGCUGACAGUGCAGUUUGCUCACAGUGGACCACGUGUGAUGCAGCUGCUCGUUUUGCUGUUCGUACUCACCUGCCGUCUGCCGAGCGCGCGCACUUUAGCCAGUACAAGACUACUAAGACUCUGUAUGACGCUGUUGUUGCGAGCUACUCCUCCCUUGCCUCUGCUGCCCUCAGCCGCCUCAUGCUGCCGUACCUGUUCCCUGACCUCGCCGCUUUUGCCACAGUCACUGACCUCAUUACCCACCUCCGCACCAGUGACACCCGCUACCACGCUGCAAUUCCAGCCGAGGACCACUUCUUCUCCCUUUGCCCCACCACGCUCACCAUUGACCUCCUCGAGGAGCGCCUCCUUGCAUCUGAGAAGAGUAUAGUCGCUGUAGGAGCCUCUCGUGGUGACCCUCAUGCCCCUUUCUUUGAGGGGUGCUCCCCUGUCCCCCUUCUGCCCUCUGUUGCCUCUGCUGCUGCUGACGACCUCGUUGGCACCGAGUUGGUGGAGGGGACGGCGGGGGCGGCGGUGGUGGCGACAGUGGUGGCGGUGGAGGAGGUGGAGGGGGUGGGGGUGGAGGUGGGGGUGGCGGCGGGAGUGGGGGCUUCGGUGGCGGUGGUGGAGGUGGAGGCGACGGCGGCAGCGGCAGUGGGGGUGGAGGCGGCGGUGGUGCUGGUCGAGGUGGAGCUGUGCAGCGGGGAGGCUUUGGCGGUGGCCAUCGCCAGCAGCAGCAGCGUUCUCGUGAGACCCCGUCGCCCUAGCAGCUUCGUGAGUGGUACGCUGGGCGUGGGAGGUCUAGGGGUGCUGGUCCCUGCGCUUACGUUCUCCGCACCGCGGUCCCGUCUGGCUCCCUGUCCGGUCUCCACCUCCCCUCAUUCUCCACGAACUUG
Messenger RNA from Closterium sp. NIES-65, 950 nucleotides. The record is from the annotation of a GenBank genome assembly. NCBI's taxonomy places the organism in Eukaryota, Viridiplantae, Streptophyta, Zygnematophyceae, Desmidiales, Closteriaceae.